Messenger RNA from Encephalitozoon intestinalis ATCC 50506, 576 nucleotides. RefSeq lists its product as uncharacterized. NCBI's taxonomy places the organism in Eukaryota, Fungi, Microsporidia, Unikaryonidae. The record is from RefSeq and is a predicted model, not a curated record. The coding region runs from base 1 to 576 and encodes 191 amino acids. The transcript has a single exon.
AUGAGCCUCAAGGGAGCUGGGGACGACAGCAGGGAAAGCACCCAUAGCAAUCAUGAAACUGUUUACUCCUCUGAUGGUUGUGACGCCAAAGAUGCAGCCAGCAGCAUAUUUAAGCCUGUGAACUUGGAAGGCCUCAAGAGUAACAGAACCAUCUUCGAAGACCUUGGAGGAGAGAAAAAGCAGGCAAAAGAGUCCGAAUUUCUGAAGAAGCCUGUGGCCAAGGCCCAAUCAGCCAUGAAGAGUGAGAUUCCUGGAGUGGUAUUCAAGGCAACGGCAAAUCUACACAAGUUUGCAGGGGAAUGGGAGAACAUAGGGCCAGGGUCUGUAUAUGUGACGAAGAAUAAGGAGAAGAGAUGCUUUUUCAUCCGAGACGGGGUGAUGAUGAGUGCAUUUGACUUCCUUGUGACAUAUGACACCAGACCUACGAAGAAGAGGUUGGGGGUAUGUAUUGGAGUCAGAGAGAUGUCUGAAGGAAAGUGCACUGAGCAGCCUUAUUGUGUUGUUUUCAAGAACGAACACGAUGCAAAUGAGUUUGUGAGUGUGAUGAAGUUUAAAGAAGAUGGGCCAAAUCCAUGA